Messenger RNA from Olea europaea var. sylvestris, 1931 nucleotides. Its product is annotated as tyrosine--tRNA ligase, chloroplastic/mitochondrial. Gene Ontology annotation, molecular function: tyrosine-tRNA ligase activity; ATP binding; RNA binding. Gene Ontology annotation, cellular component: mitochondrion; cytosol; chloroplast stroma. Bases 191 to 1672 code for a protein of 493 amino acids. The transcript has a single exon. NCBI's taxonomy places the organism in Eukaryota, Viridiplantae, Streptophyta, Magnoliopsida, Lamiales, Oleaceae. The record is from RefSeq and is a predicted model, not a curated record. Gene Ontology annotation, biological process: tyrosyl-tRNA aminoacylation.
CACUUUUGAUAUCAGCCCUUUCAAAACCAGUGUGCGCUAUGUUAUUUGUGGGUUCUCUUUUGGGCCUAAAGCUUAGUUUUGGGCUCUCACUGUCUUCUUGGGCUGAAAGAGCAAGCAGUCUACUCAGAUUCAUGGUCAUGUUUUCUCUCUCCCCUCACACUAUCCUAUCUUGCUCCGUGAACGAGGGAAAAUGGCUGCUAAUUCUUUAGCGAGGAGUCUCGUAAUCUGCUGCAGUCAAAGAUCAUUCCUUUACCACUUCCCCAUUCUUCUUCAUUCCCGUGCCACCCAGCGCCGCCACCCUUAUCUAUGGCCGCUUUCAUUACGCUAUUCUUCGACUCAAUUUGUCCAAGAAUCGACUGAAGGGGACGCCGCAGAUGUAAGGAGUAGGCUCAACGUGGUGAACAUUCUCGAAGAGAGAGGGCUUCUGGAGUCCCUCACCAGCGAUUCUCUCAGGUCGGCCUGUUCUGAUACCAGCCUCCCUCCCCUUAGGGUGUACUGUGGAUUCGACCCUACUGCGGAGAGUCUCCAUUUGGGUAACCUCCUUGGUAUAAUAGUCCUUUCUUGGUUCCUCCGAUGUGGGCAUAAGGUUGUUGCUCUAGUAGGUGGUGCCACAGGUCGCGUAGGAGAUCCCUCUGGCAAGAGCCUUGAGCGGCCAGAGCUUGACCAUCUCGCCUUGGACAGGAAUGUUUCCGGGAUUUCGACCAUUAUUAGCGGAAUUCUUGGUCGGUGUCAUGGAGCUAAGUGUUUUUCUAUUUUGAAUAAUUACGACUGGUGGAAGGAUGUUAAGCUGUUGGAUUUUCUCAAGGAUGUUGGGAGAUUUGCGAGGAUGGGGGUAAUGAUGUCGAAAGAGAGCGUGCGGAAGAGGCUCGAAUCGGAGCAGGGAAUGAGUUACACUGAGUUCACAUACCAGUUACUGCAGGGCUACGAUUUCCUUCGACUUUUUCGAGAUGAAGGUGUUAGUGUUCAGAUUGGGGGGAGCGAUCAGUGGGGUAAUAUUACUGCAGGAACGGAUCUUAUUCGUCGAAUUCUUCAGGCAGAAGGAGCCUAUGGACUCACAUUCCCUCUUCUCCUCAAGAGUGAUGGCACCAAAUUUGGCAAAUCAGAGGAUGGUGCCAUUUGGCUCUCCCCCUCUCUCUUGUCCCCUUACCAGUUCUAUCAGUAUUUAUUCUCCGUCCCUGAUUCGGACGUUGUGAGGUUUCUUAAGAUUCUUACUUUUUUGAGCAUGGCGGAGAUUGCCCAGAUUGAAAAAGAAAUGCAGGGGCCAGGCUAUGUCCCCAACAAUGCUCAGCGCAGGCUCGCGGAGGAGGUCACUCUUUUUGUCCAUGGUGAAGAAGGUCUUGAAGAGGCGCGCAAGGCUACUGAGGCCUUAAGACCGGGGGCAGAAACCAAAUUGGAUUGGAAAAUCAUCGAGGCUAUUGCUGAGGAUGUUCCGUCCUGCUCCUUGCCUUAUGAUAAAGUCUUGAAUAUUUCUCUCUUGGACCUCACGGUCUCUACCGGUUUGCUCGAGAGUAAGUCGGCUGCACGGCGUUUGCUCAAGCAAGGGGGACUUUACUUGAAUAAUUGUAGAGUUGAUAGUGAAGCAAAGAAGAUUGAGGCUGAUGAAAUUGUUGAUGGCAAAGUAAUCCUUUUAUCGGCUGGGAAGAAGAACAAAAUGAUAGUGAGAAUAUCUUAAUUGAUUUUUUUUGUGUUUAAUUUCUCACAGUAGCAAGUCCAAGAAAACAUUUAUAGUUUUUCUUUUAAACCACGAAGUCAGUCUUCAUAUACCGUAAAUAUUCAUAUGGCUACGGUACCAUUGCUUAUAAGUUAAUCAUCACUUAUCUGCCAUAUACUUCUUAUAUCCAUUUUUUUUUUUUUUUUUUUUUUUUUUUUUUUUUUUUUUCUAUAUUGCUUGCUCUGCCAAACAUAUUGAAGUAAUAAUGCACGUUUUGUUC